AGAGGGGUUUGUUGUGGUCGUUUCUACUAGAGAGCAGACAUUUUACAAGGAAGGAUGAGUGAAGCUAUGCUACUGAAGGCCAAAGGGUAUUUGAUUUCCAGUUUCUAUGUUUGUACUAUAUUAGGUUCAUAUAUUUGGAUGUAAUACUCUGAAAUGACAGAGAGAAGAAAUACAGCAAUUCCUCCAACUGGGGGCGCAAAUUCGCACUACAUGAUCACAGUCCUUCCUAUAACUAUAUCGGUCUCUGUAGAGACUUUGUAACAGCUUUUCUGUGUGUUUUUCAAAUCCGUGUUUCGCCAACAAGCGAUCCUCCAGCUUUUAUUUAACAUUUUUAAUCUCACAAACCGCCCUGGAGUCUUGACGUGAUGCUGAAGUCAAACAACUCUGAGCACAGUGUCAGUUGUAUAUUUCCAAAAGUAGCACGCGGAAAGGAAGAUUUGAAUUCCUGUCUGUUAAAUAAGAACCUAACUGAGUGAGUGAGUGGCUUUUGUUAAACGCUUCUGUUCUCCAGUAGCUCCAGAAGAGGGCGCUGCUAGACGACGUUGUGAAUGCCGCAUGUGAGAAAAACUGAGUUAAGCUUCAGUUAGUGAGUCAGCUGUGGCUUCAUGUCGGCUCUAACAGCCGCUUCUUUCAUUGGUAGUGACACUUAAUUCGAUAAUUGUGACUUUUAACGCUUUAAAAAAAGGAUAAAACAAUGACUUAAUUAAUAGAAACCGUGACAGUAGCUAUUCGUUAUUACCGGUGCGUUUUAAAAAGCAAGAAUUAUGAUGAAUCACGUUCAAAAUGGAAGCGGAAUAGAAGAUAUGCGUGUGUGUAUACCAGAGUUCCGUCAGUCGGUCACGUGACUGCUGUGUGAGACAAACACAGCUCAUCAGCUCUGUUGAUUUAAUCAGUCCUUUAUUCUGCCUUGAAUCUCUGAUCAAGUGACUGUCUGCUCUCUGUCAGGACUAUGACCUUUGAUCCCUCUGUCUCUUGAUUCAAUUUCUCUUCUCGCUUUUCAGAAACAUUUCUCAACUGUGACUUCAUUUUAUGAAUCUAACAUAUUCAUAAUUCAGUUUUCUGUCGCAUCAUUUUGACCUUUUUGGUUGAAAUCUCGGCUAUUUUUAUAUUUUCCCCACAGUUUUGUUUAGUUUUAUUGUGACAUUCUAAUCUUGUUCAAAAAACAUUUGAACACUUGUUUAUUAUUUAUUACAUUUAUUUCAUAAUAGUGUUUUCAGUUUAUGAAUAUCACAUUUUUCUCUCUGAAGAUCACAAAACUUGGUGUCGCACUAUUUGCAGGACUUUUUUAAAAUCUCACACAAAAGACAAAAAUGUCUCAUGAUCAACUUUUGUAUCCAUUUUGACCUUUUAUCAUUUGGUUUAGUGUUUUCUGUUUGUGUUGAUUUGCGCUUUGUCUAUCUUAAAUCUCAGCAAUGCAACUAUUUACACACAAAAAAAGGACUCCUAACAAAGUGCUGAAACUUUGGACCAUGAGUCGCUGUCGCAGGUGAUUGGAUCAAGAUAAGCUCUGAGUGGCUCAUCCUCCUCUGACGGUAUAAAUGACUGUGGCUCCCAGACAAGGGUCACAAGAAGAACCCCAGAGUUCAGCUUGAUCUCACACGUCUGCAGCCAUGAAAUUCUCCAUCGUCGCCCUUGUCGCCAUCCUGGCACUCUUCCACGGCACUGAGUGCGUGUCGCUGGCAAAACGUGACGUCCAGUCCGAGGUGGACAGAAUCACUCAGCUGAUCAAGGACAUGUCGGCGACCUUCAACAGCGCCACGCUGGAGAUGGUGGAGAAGGUGAAGGCCCUGGAGGUGACCGGCACCGCCCAGAGCUACGCCACAGAGAGCAGAACCAAGAUCCAGCCUCUGGUGGAGAAGGUCCAGGCUGAGGCGGCCAAGCUGCAGCAGCAGGUCAAACCCUUCAUCGCCAACAUCGAGGAGCUGACCAAGCCGCUGACGGAGAACCUCAACGCUCAGGUCCAGCCCCUGACGGACAGCGUGCAGGCCCAGGUCAAGCCUCUGACCGACUCCAUGAUGGACUUCUUCAGGCAGGUGGCCGAGCAGACCAAGGCCCUGCUGCCCCCCCAGUAGGUUCUCCCGUCAAUAAAAACA
Messenger RNA from Synchiropus splendidus (mandarinfish), 2093 nucleotides. RefSeq names its product type-4 ice-structuring protein-like. The transcript has 4 exons. The record is from RefSeq and is a predicted model, not a curated record. Bases 1611 to 2072 code for a protein of 153 amino acids. Lineage: Eukaryota; Metazoa; Chordata; Actinopteri; Syngnathiformes; Callionymidae.